This is a messenger RNA of Vigna angularis (adzuki bean), 1034 nucleotides long. RefSeq lists its product as uncharacterized. The transcript has 4 exons. The record is from RefSeq and is a predicted model, not a curated record. NCBI's taxonomy places the organism in Eukaryota, Viridiplantae, Streptophyta, Magnoliopsida, Fabales, Fabaceae. Bases 121 to 777 code for a protein of 218 amino acids.
AAUUUCAGUGCAAGAAAGAAUCUGUUUCUUUUGUAUUCAUCCAUUUCUGGCAUCGCACAGUGAUUUCCCACCACCACUCUACCACCUUCACUUCACUGUCAUUGUUUGCUUGCAGUAUCAAUGGCGUUUUCCUCCGCAUUUCAGGAGCGUCUCCACCAGAUGGACUGUACUCGAAUCCAACGCCUCUCUCUUCUUCAGGCCGAGAAGGAGUCGCAAGCCGACAAGUCCCGAGCUUUGGCUUCGAAGCUCGCAAACAUCAGAGCCUCAGAGCAGAGGUGCUCCUGGCUCGAUCACAAAAUCGCGUCUCAGAAUUUCAAGCUUCUCGCUCUCAAGUGUCAAAUCGAGAACCUCGAAGCCAAGCAUGAUUCGCUUUCAUUGCAACUCAGGUCGUUGCAGAACGAGGUGGAGGAGCUCGAGGAAUUGCGCGACACGAGAGAGUGCUUUUACGAGGCCAAGAGGAUAGAAAUGAGGAAAUUCAAGGAAAUUGCUGAGAGCUUUGUGGUGAAUUGUAGAACGGAAGUUGAGAGUUUGAGGAAUAGAGUGAACCUGCUGAAGUCCUCUUUCAUGGAACUUAAAAGUAACAGUGGCAACUCUUGCAAUUCCGAAAUAACUGCUGCUGAAAUGAGAAGGUUGGAACUCCAGGCUGAAAAGGACAAUAUGUGUAGAAUCAUUGAUUGCAACCACCAAAUCAAAGCACAGUUGCAAAAGCAGCUUCAGAUUAUUCUGAUGACGCAAACACAAGAUAAAAGUGUCACUGCUAACUAUUCGUCUACUUGAAGAGUGUCACAUUCCUUUUUCCAGUUUCAACGGUUCUUAGAGGCCGUCUGCACUGAUAAAGCAAAGAAAAGGAGCAUUCAGAUAUGAGACUAAGAGAAGCAAUACAUGUUUUACUCUUACAUGUAUUUUAAAGUAGGACCAUGUUAACAAUUUUUUUAAUAAGUUUUUGAGAAUAGACUAUGUAUCACUAUUUUAUUAGUCUGUGUAUCUAAAACGGAUCAAUCAGAAACUAUCACAUAAGCAGUUGUUAAAAAAUA